UAGGAGCUGGAACAACACGUGAGGUUUGAUCAGGCUACAAGAACCACGCCUUUUAGGAGACCAGUCUAAUGAUAAUAGUCCUUGAGGAGUAUUUGUUGAAAGCAAAAGAAGAAGAGAAGAGCAAAGGAGAGGGUCCUCCUCACCCAGCCAUCUCUGGAUUCUGGUAUGGUAAAUUCCUCCAGAAGGUUUUUGCAGAAGGAGGCGUGGCUAAAAUGGAGGGUAUCGGAACACUCAAUCUGCUUGGAGUUCCGAUAAAUGUACAUGUACAAGACGGGAAGGCUCAGCUUGCAAAGUGCCACACCUCCUUAUCUCCUAAUGUGUAUCGGCUUAUUAUGCAAUCCUUGCCCAUCAAAUGUUGUCAUGACGAUGAUUACCUUGACGACCAUCUCACACUUGAUUGGUCGUUUGUAAAACGUUUUGAUUUAUCUGCUGAUUAUUCUUGUUUGGUUAGUCAGUUAGGUGUUCUUGCUGCUGGUGUCCAUCAAAAAUGUUUUAAAACAAAUAAAGAAUUACUUUUAGAAACGUGGAAACCUUUUUUAAAUUGGACACACCACCCAGAAAUAUUUAUAGAUUGCUUUAAUCUGCUAUUCUCUGGUUGUAAUGAUGGCCCCCAUCUCUCUCUUAUAGUCAUUGCAGCUGCCAUUGAGAGAUCAUUAGGAGACGUGUAUCUUCAGGUAUCAAAUGCAUCUAACUGCCCUCGUCACAUGAAGGACUUGUUAGCGACUAAAGAGCUGAGUCAGCUAUUAGGAGCUGAGCCAGUAGUUUGUUUGAAGUGUUUGAUUGGGCCCCCUGGGGGUCUGAAUUUGAGAAAUGUAGUAUGGCAUGGUUUUGCUGCACAGGAUGAAAUACCCAUUGAAUAUGUUACUCUUCUCCUGGUUCUGGUUGUCAGUUUAGGUAAAAUCAUUCAAAACAAGUUAGAUGCUUCUUCUCUCAUUCAUCGUCCUUUUGUUUCAUUUCAAAAUCACGAGACAAUUAUCAAUAAUGUACUACCUACAGAAUAUUCAUCAUCUGAUAUAGAGGAGGUUGUUAGUAUAUUUGAGGAUUCUUAUUUCAUAUUACCAUCAAUCCUCCCAAUAUUAAAAUCAGCUGUCAACUUGUACAAGAAUAGAAGGUAUGGUCAUUGUCUUUGUCUUCUCUUGCCAGCUCUUGAGCAUAGUUUGAGGCGUCUCUAUGCUUGCUGUAAUGGCUGCCAUGAGAGAAUAUUAACUGCUGAAUCAGCUACACUUUACACUACAUUUGAUGAGAUAUUAUCUCCUGUAUUGAAUGAUGGCAUCACUCCUAAUGCAUUGGCAGAUGAGAUUGGGAUCAGUAAUAUGGAAAUGCUGAUGGAUAUUCUCAUGUAUCCUGAAGGUCCAAAACUUAGAGACAGGAUCAGUCAUGGAGAGGUUGAUCUGUUUACUAUGAGUCAUGCAUUAGCUGGGCAUGUUUUGAGCAUGUGUCUUUCAUGCUCUCUCCUUUAUUGUGUUAAUUAUCAUAUAAAGAAAGAUAGUAUUAUUGAUAAAGUUAGUUCUAAUGGUAUGAAAUAUGUCAGCUUAUAUCAUCCUUCAUCAUUGCUACACAGAGAGAUGGUGUCUUUGGUGGAGGAAUUAGAAAAAUGGAAAGAAAUUGAGACUUUCAAUUUGACAGAAGAAGACAAUGAUGAUGGUCUACCUAUUUUAUGUACAACACUACAUUCCAACUAUCCCACAGCAUUACUUCAACUCAUGGACUCAUUCCCAUACUUCCAUACCUCAGACUCGUGUUCCAAUUUAUUAGCCAUCUCGACGUCAUUGUCCUGUUUUCAUGGUAACUCGGCUCUGCUGUCUUUGAUUGAGGAAGUCUGGGGCAUCCCCCACAAUACAUUAUAUAGCUCUCGGCAAAAGAUGGAGACUAUUGGACUACUGAGGAGAAUAAUUAAUAAUUUAUUGAACACUGUGAAGCAGGUAGCAGAUGCUGCUAGACUAAGAUAUAAUUUAUAUCGAAGGAAAGAAUUAAGAAGUAGACAAAGAAACAAUUUUGAUCGCCUUCUUUCAAGUGUUGGUAAUUACUGGUCAUUCAUUGGAGUAGUGUUUGUCCUAGUCUGUUUUAGUGUAGCCUGGUCACAUGAUCAGUCACAUGACCUCAGUAAAAUGAUAAAGUUUUUGAAGAAGGUUCUUUCAUUUUGCGAAAACUUUUCCUCUCAGACCUCAUCAGCCAAGAAUCGAUGGGAAGAGUCAGAUAAAAUAUGUUCCGACUGCAUUGAAUUUAUUAUAACUUCACUAUCGAAAAUUAAUUAAAUUGUAUCACACAAAUAUAUUACAAUGAGAGUUUAUGAAUAAUUAUAUCAUUAAUUGUUUCUGUAUGUUCGCUCUUUUUUUAAAACUUUAAUUCCCAUGCUUCUCGCGGAACCAAUUA
Messenger RNA from Amphimedon queenslandica, 2373 nucleotides. RefSeq names its product endoplasmic reticulum membrane-associated RNA degradation protein-like. The coding region runs from base 69 to 2255 and encodes 728 amino acids. The record is from RefSeq and is a predicted model, not a curated record. The transcript has 20 exons. Lineage: Eukaryota; Metazoa; Porifera; Demospongiae; Haplosclerida; Niphatidae.